Molecule: messenger RNA, 3580 nt
Organism: Argiope bruennichi
Lineage: Eukaryota; Metazoa; Arthropoda; Arachnida; Araneae; Araneidae
Gene: Grp170
Product: hypoxia up-regulated protein 1-like
Exons: 20
Coding region: 197-3043 (948 amino acids)
Biological process (GO): endoplasmic reticulum unfolded protein response; cellular response to hypoxia; negative regulation of hypoxia-induced intrinsic apoptotic signaling pathway
Cellular component (GO): endoplasmic reticulum chaperone complex
Molecular function (GO): ATP-dependent protein folding chaperone; ATP binding
Source: RefSeq, a predicted model, not a curated record
ACUGCAUCUCUGUUGUUGCGUUUUCUUCCUUAACCCAAUCGCACUUGCCCAAUCCGCUGUCGCCACAUUAACCGGCAACGUGCGAAAAGCGUACACAGUACACACUGACACUUUAUUUUGAUUUUCCUGUAGACUCUGCUUUGUUGAACACAUUGUGAUUUUUCAUUAUUGUUUACAGUUCAUGACUACCAUUUAAAUGGAUUUCAAAACCAAGAGUGUUGUGUCAGUUUUCUGUGUUGUGUUAAGCUUCUUAAAUAUUUUACAUAAUGCUGAAGGAUUAGCUGUUAUGUCUGUAGAUAUUGGUAGUGAAUGGAUGAAAGUAGCAAUUGUUUCUCCUGGUGUGCCUAUGGAAAUAGCCUUAAACAGGGAAUCUCAACGAAAGACUCCUGUUGCUGUAGCCUUCCGAGAUGGAGAGCGAGUAUUUGGGGAUCCAGCCCUGACAAUUGGUGUACGUUUCCCAGAUAAAACUUUUAUGUAUUUAUUGGAUGUUAUUGGCAAAAAGAUUGAUAAUCCACUGGUGGAACUGUACAAGAAGAGAUUUCCUUAUUAUGAUAUAAAAGCAACAGAGGACAGGCAGUCAAUUGUAUUUACACACCCUGAAGGUAUGGAGUUUACAGUUGAAGAAUUAAUGGCUAUGAUUUUAAAACAAGCCCAAGAAAUCGCCCAAAAGGCUGCUGGUCAGCCUAUAAAAGAUGCUGUUAUAACAGUUCCUCCAUUUUUCAAUCAAGCAGAAAGACGAGCUAUGUUACAAGCUGCUAAAUUAUCUGGCUUAAAUGUAUUACAGCUCAUUAAUAGCAAUACUGCUGUGGCCUUAAAUUAUGGCGUGUUUAGAAGACGUGAUUUCAAUGAAACACCUACAAAUAUUUUGUUUUAUGACAUGGGUGCAGGCAGCACAGUGGCAACUGUUGCAACAUAUCAAUUAGUAAAGUCAAAAGAAACUGGUGAAGUUAGUCCACAGUUGACCAUCAAAGGUGUUGGGUUUGACCAUACAUUGGGUGGUCUUGAAAUGCAACUUCGAUUGAGAGACUUCUUAGCUACAGCCUUCAACAAUGCUAAGAAAACCGGCACAGAUGUUUUUACAAAUAAAAGAGCAAUGGCAAAAUUAUUAAAGGAAGCUGGUAGAGUCAAAAAAGUGCUGAGUGCUAAUAGCGAUCAUAUUGCUCAGGUUGAAAGUUUACUUGAUGACAAAGAUUUCAAGACUCCUAUGAGCCGAGCCGAAUUUGAAGAACUUUGCAGUGACCUUUUUGAGCGAGUUACAAAGCCUGUGGAAGCAGCUUUGAAAUCUGCUAAUUUUGAUCUGGUGCACAUUGAUCAGGUAAUUCUUGCUGGUUCUGGAACCCGGGUUCCCAAAGUACAGCAGAUUUUGUUAGAUUACAUCAAGAAGGGUGAAUUAGGUAAAAGCCUUAAUACAGAUGAAUCGGCUGCUUUGGGAGCUGCUUACCAGGCUGCUUACCUCAGUAAGGGAUUCAAGGUCAAGACAUUCUUAAUAAGAGAUGCUAACAUAUUCCCUAUUCAGGUGGAUUUCCAAAGAGAAUAUGAAUUGGAAGAUAAAACUACUGGUGUUAAAACAGUGAAAAGAAUUUUAUUUAGUAGAAACAACCUCAUUCCUAUGAAGAAAAUUAUGACAUUUAAUCGACAUGUGCAUGACUUUGAAUUCUAUGUAAAUUAUGGAGAUCUUGGCUUCUUAAGUGACUUUGAACUUCAAGCUCUGGGACCUUUGAAUAUCACAAAAAUUACUUUAAGUGGAGUUGAAGCAGCUAUUAAGAAAAACAUGGCUGAAAAUACAGAAUAUAAAGGUGUUAAAGCCCACUUUAGAGUAGAUGAGAGUGGAAUUCUGAUUUUGGAUGAAGUUGAGUCAGUAUUUGAAAAAACUGAAGAAGAAAGUCCUGAAUCUCGAUUAGAAUCUGCUUUCACUAAAUUGGGAAGUACACUAGGAAGACUGUUUUCUGGAUCAUCCGAAGACAAUGAACCUAAAGAUGAGCAACCAACUGACAGUAAAGCUGAUGAUACAAAGAAAUCCACUGAAACAAAAAAAGAGGGGGACAAGCCUCAAAAUGAAACCAAAGAGGCAGUUAAAAAUGCAACUGACACUAAGAAAGAACUUAAACUAGUAACUGUCAAAGAGCCUCUUACUUCCGUUCAAGAAUAUCUUGAUUUGAAACAUUUAGAUGAAGAUGUCAUGGAGAAAUCCUCAAAAAAAUUGAAAGAGUUAGAUGAAAAUGAUCAAGCAAGAUUAGCAAAAGCCAAGGCUAAAAAUGCUCUGGAAUCUUUCAUUGUUGAAACAAGAGACAAGUUAUACAGGGAUGAGUAUGAAAAAGCAUCAACUGAGGAAGAACGAUCCAAUAUACUGCAAAAAUUAAGUGAAGUUGGGGAUUGGUUGGAGUAUGAAUCGGAUGAUGCCACCACAGAGAUCUUCAAGAGUAAAGUGAGUGAUUUGAAAAAAAUGACCAAAGACCUCUUUGAAAGAGUGAAAGAGCACAGAGACAGGCCCGAAGCACUUAAAGCACUGAAAGAUAUGCUUAAUAUCAGUCAAGUCUUUCUGAAUUCUGCUCGUAAUGUUAGUGAAGAUGAUCAAAUAUUUACAGAGGUGGAAUUGAACACAUUGGAGAAUUUAAUCUCGGAAACAAAGAAAUGGCUUCAGGAAAGUGAGAAAGAACAAAAGUCUAUACCUCUGAGCGAGACUCCAAAACUGACCAUCAAAUUAAUUGGUGAGAAAGUUGCCAAUUUAGAUCGAGAGGUUAAAUAUCUCAUAAAUAAGGCUCGGUUUGCUCAACCUCUUAAGAAGAAAACUCAAGAAAAAGAAACCAAGAAAAAUGAAUCUGCUAAGAAUGAUACAGAAUCAGAAAAUAUUAUUGCUGAAAAUGAAAACAUAACAGUAGAAGCAGAAAAAGCAGAGGUUAAUAAUGAUGAGGCCCCUUCUAUAGAUAGUCCAGAUGUUGUGGAUGCAACUGUAGAUGAUACUUCAAUACCUACUGGGCAAGAUACCAUAACUCCAUCACCUUCUUCUGUUCCAGGGCAAGAUGAUGAGCAUUCAGAAUUAUGAGACUAGUAUAACUUAAUUGAAUCAUUUAUAAACUGUGAACUAAUCAAAUGCACGUAAAAAUGGUAGGGUGGAAUGUAUUUUUUAUAAAGAGUUUUGAUAAAGAUGCUCAGUUGGGAGCAGCUUUUCUUUCUACAAUUGAAAAAGGAUUGUUCUGAUUUGCCGCUGAACAUGUUAGUUGUUUAUUCAUUUUAUUUUUGUAUAAAGUUAAGUAUUCAUGGUGGUAUUUCAUUUUAAAAAUACUCAUUUCAAUAAUGGAAAUACUUUAAAAUUUUUGUUAGUGUUAUUUUUUGUGAUUGUUUGAAUACUAUUGCUGAUAAUUUAUAUUAAUUAGCAAUAAAAGGGUGAUAAUGAUACUGGAUUGCCAGUUACUUAAUAGUUUUUAGUGCAAUGAAAUCAACUUACAAAUAUUACCCAGUCAUUUUUGUAUAACUUGGGAUUUUGUAACAAAUGUUUGAAUUAUUUAUUUUUAAAAAAAAGUAAAAUUGAUUUCAAACUAGAAAAGAAAGCAAAAAAAUAUUUUGUAAAGUAGUGUUUUUU